Molecule: messenger RNA, 1528 nt
Organism: Homalodisca vitripennis (glassy-winged sharpshooter)
Lineage: Eukaryota; Metazoa; Arthropoda; Insecta; Hemiptera; Cicadellidae
Gene: yki
Product: transcriptional coactivator YAP1
Biological process (GO): positive regulation of transcription by RNA polymerase II; hippo signaling
Cellular component (GO): cytoplasm; nucleus
Molecular function (GO): protein binding; transcription coactivator activity
Source: RefSeq, a predicted model, not a curated record
GGAGUGGAAUAUUUCUCUGCGCAGAAUCACAUUCCGACUUUUGAGCAGAGCUACCUGCGGAUGAUAAAGAGAAAAUGUGGAUUUAGAUUUAGAGUGCAGUGAAUCCGUGCUAGGGGUAGAUGAGUGCUAGUGGUCGGGUGGGGUUUGUUGUCAAUUUUAUGUUAGGAUUCAGGGGGGGAGUUUGUUUUUUUAUUUAGUGUCGAGUUUACAAACAAAAAUGGCUUUAAAUCCGGACGUAGAACAGUUAAAAGGGAACUUAGUUGUACGGAUAGACCAAGAUUCGGAUUCUGAACUCCAAGCAUUGUUUGACAGUGUUUUAAAACCUGACUCUAGAAGACCUCUUCAAGUGCCAUUUCGGAUGCGAAAACUGCCAAAUUCAUUUUUUAAUCCGCCGUCCACAGGCUCUAAAUCACCGUCAGUGUCUUCAAUAUCACACAGCCGUGAAAAUUCAGCUGACAGUGCAUUCGGGAACAAUACAACAACAACGACUACAACAACUGGUUUACAAGUUAACCACCCCCGAGCUCACAGUUCACCAGCAUCAUUACAACAGACUUAUGCUUCUGCACAUCAGCAGCAACAGCAACACAUAAAACAAAGAAGUUGUGACAUGACUGCCCUGGAGCAAGAUCUAGGACCAUUGCCUGCAGGAUGGGAACAAGCCAGAACAUUAGAAGGACAAGUUUAUUUCCUCAAUCACAUCACUCGCACCACCACAUGGGAAGACCCCCGCAAGACAAUAGCAGCACAAGUAGCCAAUCAGCAACAGCGCAGUGCAGAACUGCUCAACACACCCCACCCCGCCACCUCGCCACAACCACAAGGUAAAGGCAGCAGCCCGGCCACUAGUCCUGCACCCCUUGGACCCCUGCCCGAAGGAUGGGAGCAAGCCGCUACUCCUGAGGGUGAAAUUUACUUCAUAAACCAUCAAACAAGGACGACUUCAUGGUUUGAUCCUCGGAUACCUACGCAUCUCCAGAGACCGCCCACAUCUGGAGCCCUGCUGCCAGCAGCUCUCAGCUCGUGGCUACCGCAGGUUCAGUCAUCUGCCAGUCAGCAGAAACUAAGACUCCAGUCACUCCAGCUGGAGCGUGAACGGCUCAAACUGCGGCAACAAGAGAUAAUGCGUCAGCAAGAGCUGAUGAUGCGCCAGAGCACGACAGACUCAGGAAUGGACCCCUUUCUGUCCGGACUCACAGACCACGCGCGCCAGGAGUCGGCCGACAGUGGGCUGGGCAUGAGCAACAACUACAGUCUGCCACAUACACCUGAGGACUUUCUGUCCACCAUGGAUGACAACAUGGAUGGUGUCAGCGAGGGAGGAACCCCGGGGCCGGCAGAUAUCGCCUUGGACUCGCACGAGAUGACUUCUCUGACCGAUAACAUCGACUCUACGGAUGAUCUUGUUCCAUCUCUACAGCUUGGAGAAGAGUUCUCGUCGGACAUCUUGGAUGACGUUCAAGCACUAAUCAACCCCAAAGUGGACAAUGGGCUCACCUGGCUCUGAUCGGAACUAGCUGACUAUGUU